AUGACACCAUCGAAACAGCAUAAUAUACGAUCACCACGGUUCACAUGUUGGCAUCCAUUAUUACCUGCAUUUUCAGCUCGAAUAAUAAUUGCUCUUCGUACUCUUAUAGGAAUUGCUGGUGUUGCUGGAUUUACUCUUUCACCUGUAACAUCGCAUUCAAUACAAGGUCAACUUCUAUUUGGCAUUAGUUUCAUAGUUGCAAUAAAAAGUACACUUGGUGCAACAAUUCAAACAGCUAUUCGUUUAUUUCUUGCUGGUGCUAUUUCUACUGCGUAUUGUCUUUUCAUUAUUAAUUUUUGUCCACGUAAUGCUUAUUAUGGUAUUGGUGCAACAAAUGUUCUUGUUCUUCUUAUUGUUUAUACUGAUUUGCCAAUUACCGUUCGGCGUUUUACGAUUAUACCAACAUGUAUUAUACUUUUACAAUGGUUUACUAAACCACAUAUAAAUACGUUUUUUGUACUUCAAAUUUGGACAUCUUUAACAAUUGGUGCUGCAUUAGCUAUUAUUGUUACAUGUAUUCCAUUACCAACUAUACCAACUGCUUAUCGUGAAUUAACGAUGCGUAUGAGAUUUAUAGCUCGACAAACAAGACGUGAAAUAACAGCAAUUGUUUUACUUAUAUCAGAAUAUCAUAAUGUACAUUUAAGUGAUGAAUAUGAUUAUCAAACUAAUAAAAACAAGGAAAAAACGAAUGUUUCAGAUGAUAAUGAUAAUGGUAUUGAAAUGCCAUCGAAUUCUUAUCGUCAAGAUGAUUUUUAUCAACAUUCAACAUCACUUGAAAAUUUGAAAGAUGAUCAUUUACUUAAAAGUGAUAUACAAGAUUUACUUUCAUUAGUUAGUGAUGAAGUAAAACAAAUGCAACGUGCUUUAACUGAAAUUUCAUAUGAACCAUAUUUUAUAUUAUUGAAAUUGCUUAAUCGAAUAAGAAAAUUCUUACGACAUAUUCCAUUUUUAAAAAAAUUCAUCAAAAGAGAUUCAACACUAGAAACACGUUUAUCAGUAUGGACGACAAGUUUUGCUUCUAUACAACGACAAAUUACUGAAUUGUUAACAUUAGAGCAACAUCAUCGUGCAUUUGUUGGUCAACAACAAUUGAUUAAUGCAAUAUGUCUUCUUCUCGAUUCAACAUUUAAUUUUUUGGAUGCAACACUUCCAUAUACAACAGCAUCAACGAGUUAUUUUAAUAAAGCACAAAUAAUUGCUUGUCGAACGCAAAUUGAAGAAUCACUUGAAGAUUUUUUUGAGACAUAUACACAAGUACGUGAAACUCCUCGUCAUUCAACAAUGUCAUAUACAGAUGCAAUUCGUUUAAAUACAUUUCUUCUACUUAUUUUACGUCUUGUACAUGCAACUAUAACUGCUGCUGAAAAAAGUAAAACUCCCGGUACUCAUUUUGAUACUGAUCUAGAUUCAACAGCAAAUGUACCUAAAACGAAAAAAUCAUUUAACUGGAAAAAACCUUUUGAUGAUCUUGCUGCUUAUAUUGGCCUAAGACCAUCAUUUGGCAAAUUAGUACGUUCAAUAAAAACAAGUUUAAGUGUACUUGUGUCUGCUAUUGUUGUUAUUUCAUUUCGUGAACGUUUACAAGCAUAUGAUUGGGUUCAUUGGGCACCGAUGACAACAGCACUUGUUUCUGAAUCAUCUGAAGGUGGUACACUUCGUCUAUCAUUUCAUCGUUUAAUGGCCGUCUUACUUGGUUCAACUUAUGCAUAUGUUAUUGUACUUGUCACACAAAAUCAUAUUGCUGUUGGAAUAUGUAUUUCUUUAUUUGUUGGACUAAUGGGAUAUCUUAAAACAGAUCCACGAAGAGAAUAUUUUGCUACUGUCUGUGCACAAUCAGCGUCAAUUAUAACAUUUCUUUCUAAUCGAACAGGACAAAUGAAUGCAUCAAAUCAAGCUGUUUUAGCUCGUACAAGUUUAACAUUUUUAGGAAUAUUUAUACAUGUUAUUAUUUCUAAUCUUCUUCUUCCAAUAACAGCUCGUGCAUUAAUUAAAAAAAAGGUAUCAGUUAUGAUUAAAAAUGUAUCUACUGCAUUAAAAUCAUCAAGUGAUAAUUUUUGUAUGUUUAUUGAUCCAUCAAUAACACAGCAAGAGAAUAUAGCAUCAAAUAAAGUACCAUUUAAUCUAAUGAAAACUCUAGCAGAAACCGAACGUAUUGCAGAUAGUUUUCCAGCUUUACUUAACGAAGCAUUAAGUGAACCAAAUUUUUGGAAACGACCAUUUAUACAAGUCAAAGAUCGUUAUGAUGGCAUAUCGAAAUCUUUACGUCGAAUUAGUGCUGAUAUUCGUUUUGUUCAUCGAUGUACAACAAUACUUGAAGCUGAAUCAAAAUUACAUUUUGCUCAAGAAGCAAAAUGGCAAAUGCGUCGAGCAAGUCUUGCUCAUGUUAAUACUGGUAUUGAUUCUCAACCAUCUCAUUCUUUGACAACAAGAGAAUUACGUAAAGAAAAAAAAUUACAAAAUGAUCUUGAUAUACCUUUAACAAUUUUUAUGACUUAUUCUCCACAAUCAGCACCAAGAUUUGAACAAAAAACUCUCAUAUCAAUUAAUUCAUCAACAUCAUUUCGUUUAGCUCAUACAACAUUAUAUCAACCUGUACUUGAACAUAUUCGUACACUUGAAAAUCAUAUUCAAAAAGUUUUAUCUUUAUCAGGACAAUUAAUUGAAAAACAAGCAGCUGUUGAUGUUGGAUCAUUUGAAUUACAUCAAUUAUGUCGUGAAGAUUCAUAUGAUGAACAACNUGAUAUACAACCCAUAUUUUAUUAA
Rotaria sp. Silwood2 is the source of this 2766-nucleotide messenger RNA. The record is from the annotation of a GenBank genome assembly. NCBI's taxonomy places the organism in Eukaryota, Metazoa, Rotifera, Eurotatoria, Philodinida, Philodinidae.